Messenger RNA from Camelina sativa (false flax), 744 nucleotides. The record is from RefSeq and is a predicted model, not a curated record. Lineage: Eukaryota; Viridiplantae; Streptophyta; Magnoliopsida; Brassicales; Brassicaceae.
AUGGAUGAUUACAUCAAGGAGCGCCUGAUGUUUUGGACUCGCUUCCGUCAAUCUGAUGGGUUCGAUGUCGAACAUUUGAUGGACACAAAACCUAUCAUCAUGUUUGCUGGAUUCGCGCAAUUCAAUAGACGAUAUAGCGUUGUAUAUUCCGGUUACUAUAUCACUCUGGUUGCUAAAGAUCCAGCUUCAGGCGGUUCCCUUGUAACUUUUCAAACGAGGGUUCUUGAAGAAGGCUUUGACAUCAAGCAACUGACUUGUCCUAUUGCUCGACUUAAGUGCGGAUCACGAGAUAACUCCAAGGAAAAGAGGUCCGUUGAUGAUUGCUACCAACUUAGAUUGCCUGAUGAGUGGCCGUCGGAGAAUGUUUUCAAUGAUAAAAAACGAUACUACGUGAUGAAGAAAUCAGAGGUACGAAAAUAUGAUUGGGUUCGUCUAUACAUGGAACUUGCAUUCUUCAACGCCAAUAUGAAACUUAAACAUCUUAAUCUGUCGAAAUUGGUGAUUAUGAAGGUAGCGGUAGAAACUGAGGAAAACGUGGAAACGCCAAGUGAGAGACUCAAGGCCAGAAAUGCAGUUUUCUACAUAAGGUACAGGUACCACCCAAAUAAGGGUCUGGCUCAUAAGGUUCACCAUGGUCACAAGCCUCCCCGUGAUCGCGUAGCUAUAGUGAAAAGAACCAUUGACAAGAAUACCGGAGAGCUCACUCUCCAGUUCGAUGGCAGGCUUUCAAAAACUCUUCUCUAA